GACAUUUGUGCUGAGCCGAAAGGAGAGCGCUUGCGAACCGACAGCGGCUUUGCAGCACUCAAUUGUCAUUCUAGGUGAGACUGGAUUGAGGGAAAAGCGUGUUGCACUGUUGAUUUUUCCCCGUUAAAUUAUCUUAUUUAUUUAUUUUGCAUUGAAAGGAUUAAGCUUUCAGAAUGACCGCGUUGUCGGUGUUUUUAUUGGCCGUAUCGGUCGCCUCUGUUCUGGCAGAGUCUAAUGUAUAUUUUCGGGAGCAAUUUGAGGAUGGAGAUGCCUGGACCAGCCGCUGGGUGGAAUCCAAACACAAGUCGGAUUAUGGCAAGUUUGUCCUGUCUGCAGGGAAGUUCCAUGGUGAUGCAGAGAAAGACAUGGGACUUCAAACCAGUCAGGAUGCCCGCUUCUACUCCAUGUCAUCCCGCUUCGACGACUUCAGCAACCAAGGCCAACCCCUUGUCAUCCAGUUCACCGUCAAACACGAGCAGAGCAUCGACUGUGGAGGGGGUUACAUCAAGCUGUUCCCAUCCGGCCUCAGUCAGGAGGAACUGCACGGAGACUCCGUCUACAACAUCAUGUUUGGUCCUGACAUCUGUGGCCCUGGCACCAAAAAAGUCCACGUGAUCUUCAACUACAAAGGCAAGAACCAUCUGAUCAACAAGGACAUUCGCUGCAAGGAUGACGAGUUCACUCACCUGUACACCUUGAUCGUCAACCCCGACAACACGUAUGAGGUGAAGAUAGACAACAAGAAGGUGGAGUCUGGCAGCUUGGAGGACGACUGGGACGUCCUUCCCCCCAAGAAAGUCAAGGACCCCGAGGCCAUGAAGCCAGAGGACUGGGAUGAGAAGGAGACCGUUCCCGACCCUGAAGAUAAGAAACCCGAGGAAUGGGACAAGCCUGAAAACAUCCCAGACCCUGACGCCAAGAAGCCUGAGGAUUGGGACGAUGAGAUGGACGGAGAGUGGGAGCCUCCCAUGGUGACCAACCCGGACUACAAGGGAGAGUGGAAGCCCAGGGAGAUCGACAACCCGGCUUACAAGGGCAAGUGGGUCCACCCCGAGAUCGACAACCCGGAGUACACCGCUGAUCCCGAGAUCUACAAAUACGACAGCGUCGGUGUGAUGGGGCUCGACCUCUGGCAGGUCAAGUCUGGUACCAUCUUUGACAAUUUCCUGAUCACCAACGACCCAAAUCUGGCAGAGGAAAUCGGCAAUGACACAUGGGGUCAAACCAAGGACCCAGAGAAGAAGAUGAAGGACAGCCAGGAAGAUGAGGAAAGAAAGAAGCGUGAGGAGGACGACCAGGGGAGGAAAGAGGAACCAAAGGAAGAGGGCGAAGAGGAAGUAAAGCAGGAAGAGGAUGAGGAGGACGAGGAGGACGAAGAAGAAGAGGAGGAGGAUCUCGAGGAGGAGGAGGAAGAAGAAGAAGAAGGCACAGAUUCCCAACUCAAGGAUGAGUUAUAAACCAUUUUGCCAGAACUUUCUUGAAGGAAACAGGGCUAUCUAGGCCAGGGGCCGUGCUGGAUACACUUGGUUGGACCCUCAUGACCACUUAACCAGGGAUGGAGAUUUGGCGGGGUGGGACUACUUUUAUUUUGUUUACAGGGUGAACGCCGUAGAAUUUGGGGUCUGAGGCGGGUAGCUAAUUUUAUGUUUCUAUGACGUGAUUGAGAAGAUGGUCAUAAUAAUGCUUAGAAGGAGAUCAUCAACUUGAACACUUCAAAGACAAAAGUCCACACAGCUGUUUUUGCCAGUAAACUAAAUGUAAUCUGUAAUUCAUGUUCUGCACUUGGUUGAAUUUAUAUCAAAUAUAUUUUGUCGUUAUUCAUUUGUUGCAGGAAAUCGUAUGUUUGCGUUGUGCGUUUGUGUUGUGACCUACGGCGAGAAAAAGUUUUGUGUUUCCAAUGUGUUUGUUUUUACUGUCUUUAUUUAUUGUUUUGUUGUCACGUCGAGCCUAUCGUGUCUCCAGGGGACUUCUACUCAGACGCCAUCCACACUAUCGCAUCAUACUUCCAUUCUGACACUUUACGCACCGUCAACUUCAGGGCACUGUCAUGAAUAUAUUUGGACAAGUCCUCAUAUGCGUGUGUUUGUUCAAAGCAUAACACUCAUAGGAUGGAGUAAUGGCAGUCUUUAAGGUGGAAUAUUAUAUAUCAUACAUAUAUUAAUAUGUAUGUUUUUUUUACUGUAUAGUAACGAGUAGCAUUCUUUUGUUUUUUAUGCAGACCGUUCCUCAGUCCUUAGUAAAAUAGACAUUUACUGUAGAUUCAGCAUAUUUUUAACACUGCAUUGACAUUACAAAAUUGCUUCUUUCCAUUGGUGUUUAAGUGAGGAUACUUAUGGUCUCGCCUAGUGAUCGCUCUAUCAUUUCUGCACUGUUGUACCCUUACAAGCUGUCACAUGUUAAGAGCUAGUCCUUUUGUAGAUACUUUUUUUUUUUUACUAAUUCUGACAAGGGGAGUGGAAGAAUGUUAUUUUCUUGUGUAACAUAGGAGUUCUGUUCUGACCAAUUAAUAAAAUGAGAGGAAACAA
Messenger RNA from Gadus macrocephalus (Pacific cod), 2525 nucleotides. RefSeq names its product calreticulin (gene calr). The transcript has 9 exons. Bases 174 to 1457 code for a protein of 427 amino acids. NCBI's taxonomy places the organism in Eukaryota, Metazoa, Chordata, Actinopteri, Gadiformes, Gadidae. Gene Ontology annotation, molecular function: calcium ion binding. Gene Ontology annotation, biological process: protein folding. Gene Ontology annotation, cellular component: endoplasmic reticulum membrane; endoplasmic reticulum. The record is from RefSeq and is a predicted model, not a curated record.